This is a messenger RNA of Helianthus annuus (common sunflower), 2380 nucleotides long. Its product is annotated as nucleolin 2. Lineage: Eukaryota; Viridiplantae; Streptophyta; Magnoliopsida; Asterales; Asteraceae. Gene Ontology annotation, molecular function: RNA binding. The record is from RefSeq and is a predicted model, not a curated record. Bases 121 to 2163 code for a protein of 680 amino acids. The transcript is spliced from 19 exons.
UCAGUAACGUUCUCCCCGACUAUCGUAGCCUAAAACCCUAAUUUUCACUUGCUCUUCCUCGCCGCUCCUCAACAACCCUCCCUACUUCUUUGAUUGAUUACUCCUCUCCGGUUCUCCAAAAUGCCUAAAUCAUCCAAGAAGUCUGCCUCCAAGGUUGAUUCAACUCCUGCCAAAUCAAUCAAAAAAGGCAAGAGAGAUGCAGAGGAGAUUAUUGAAAAGGAAGUAGUGAGUAGCAAGAAGCAGAAAGUGGCCAAUGGUGGUGUGGCACAGGCUGUUGAGAAGAAGAAAGUUGAGAAAAAGACUCAAAAGAAGGUUGUGAAGAAACAAGAAAGCAGUUCAUCUGAAGAGAGUAGCUCAUCUGAAUCUGAUAAAGAACAGAAGAAGGUUAAGGUAGCUCCCAAGAAAGUUGAGGCAAAGGCCCCAAAGAAGAUUGUCAAGAAACAGGAAAGCAGCUCAUCUGAAGAAAGUUCAUCAGAGUCUGAGGAUGAAAAGAAGGUUGUACCCAAGAAGGCAGCCCCUGUUAAAAAACCAGUCAAGGAGCCAAGCAGUGAUGAUUCUUCUGAUGAAGAUGAACCAAAGAAGCCAGCUGCUGCGUCUAAGAAUGGCGCCGUUGCAGCUAAAAAGAAAGAAGAAUCAAGUGAUGAGUCUUCUGAUGAAGAUGAACCUAAGAAGCCAGCUGCCGUGGCCAAGAACGGCGCUGUUGCAGCUAAAAAGAAACAAGAAUCAAGCGAUGAGUCCGACUCAGAUGACAGUGACAGUUCAGAUGAAGAGGAUGCUAAGCGGGCACCUGCUGCUGUCAAAAAUGGCUCAGUUGCUGCUGCAAAGAAGGUAGAGAGUUCUGAUGACACUAGCUCAGAAUCGGAAAGUGAUUCCGAUGAAGAUGUAAAAGCUGCCCCACCAAAGAAACCUGCUGCUGCUGCAACGAAGAAGCAAGAGUCGAGCUCGGAUGAAAGUUCAGAAGAAGAAAGUUCAUCUGAUGAUGAAGAGCCUCCAAAGAAGAAGACCAAGCCGUCUGAGACAAAAGCAGUUGCAAAACCAGCUGCUAAAAAAGAGGAUAGCAGUGAUUCUGAAUCUGAAGAGAGUUCUGAUGAAGAGCCAGCAAAGCCACUAGCUGUAAAAAAGGCACCUGCUAAAGUUGAAGAGAGCAGCAGUGAUUCUGAAGAAAGUUCAGAUGAAGAGCCAGCAAAACCACAAGCUGCAAAAAAGGCUGAAAAGAAGGCUAGCAGCAGUUCUGAAGAAGAAUCCGAUGAAGAUGAAAGCUCCGAAGAGGAGGAUGAACCUAAAACCGCAAAGAAAACUGAUACGGAUGUGGAGAUGGUUGAUGCUCCAUCAGCAAAGAAAGCGCCUCAAACCCCAGCCACUCCUCAGACUUCAGGAAGCAAAACUUUGUUUAUGGGCAACUUAUCCUUCUCUGUUGAAGAAAAGGACGUAAUUAAUUUCUUCAAAGACGCGGGUGAAGUUGUUGAGGUCCGUUUUGCAAUGAAAGAAGAUCGAUUUGCAGGCUACGGACAUGUUGAAUUUGCCAACCCUGAGGCUGCCCAAAAGGCUCUUGAACUUAACGGUGAACCAUUACUUGACCGCCCGGUGAGACUUGAUUUAGCUAAGGAAAGAGGUGCAUACACUCCUGGUACCGGCAAUGAGAGGUCUUACCAAAAGAGUGCGCAGACUCCAGGACUAACAGCAUACGUAAGGGGACUUGGUUACGAUCAAGGCCUUGAUGAUGCUAAGAAUAGUCUUGGGGAACUCUUCGGCCAAUGCGGAGAGGUCACAAGGAUUUUUGUUCCUAUGGAUUAUGAAUCUGGCAGUCUUAAAGGGUUUGCUUAUGUUGAUUUUGCUGACCGUGAUGCCUUGAGUAAAGCUAUUGAUCUCAGCGGAACCGAUGUUAAUGGAAGCUACCUAACUAUAGAGGAAGCAAAACCAAGACCUGAUGGCGGAGGUUCUGGACGUGGGGGAGGUCGUGGUGGAUUUGAUGGUGGUAGGAGCGGUGGAAGAGGUAGGUUUGGUGGAAGAGAUGGUGGACGUGGUGGCAGGUUUGGUGGUCGUGGUCGUGGUGGCAGAGAUGGUGGUCGUGGAGGACGGGGUGGUGGCAGAGGCCGUGGCCCUAGCAGGCCAAGCAUGGCAACACCUGGUACAGGAAAGAAGACUACUUUUGGUGACGAUUAAUCUUGAGAGUUGGUAUUUCGGCGCUGAUGCUUGCUUGGCUAAAUUAUGUUUUUGUUUUUUUUUUCAAGUUUCAUUUCCGUAUGGACGAUUAUAUGAGAGAUUUUUGGCUAUGUAGUUUCUAGAUUAUCUUUAUCGAAGCCAGUAUUAUGUAAUAUUUUUGCCAACUUAGAGAUGUUCUAUUUAAAAUUUAAAUUAUAAUACAUGUCUUGGUGAAAAA